AUGGGGUACUACCUCAAAACCAAGAUGCCGAAGGCCCACUCCGAGUACAGCAAGCCUGGCAUGCCAGACGCCGAGAAGAUAGCUUGGCUGGUCCGUUUCACUAUGGACCCAUCAUCUGGCGGAUGCAAGGGGACGACGUCAACCGAGAUCAGCAGGGAGACCGAGAGCGGCGUCAAGGAUAUAUGGGUGACUCAGGACCAACUGGCUGGACCACUCUACUUGAACAACAGAGCCCACGCCGACGCCAUGAUCAAAGACCUCGACUCGAGACCUCACAAACGUAGUAAAACUCUGAGGGAUAUGGGUGUACUUGAAUACCACCUGUUCCUCGACGCGGAGGGGAAAAUCAUCGACCGCACCAAGGACACCACGAGCGUGGCUGCAGAAGUCGACCUGUCUACAGACGAGUACACGCAGAUCCGCGACGCUAUGAGGCAAGGCCUGGGCGGCAGUGGUUUGGGUGAUCCAACGGCGGCGAGCAGCAACCCCAAGAAGAGCAAGGAAGCCAGGGAGCAGCUGAAGCUCGAGAACGAGAAGAAGGCCCUGGCUGACUGGCAAGCGAAGCUCGCCGACCUGAGCGGGGAUGAGAAGAAGGCCGCGAUCAUGGAGAAGCAGAGGCUCGACGCGAAGAAGCAGUUCGACAAGGCGUACUCGGACGCGACCACCAAGGUGAACGGGUGGCGGAACAUCAUCGAGACCAAGGUCCCCCAGACCAUCAAGACUUUGGAUGCGAAGAAGUACCCGAAGGAGAUGUCCGCGCACAUCCAGAAGCAGGCGAAACAGGUUGGCGAGCAGCUCACGAUGUUCAUUGCGACCACCCUGGCUGCCAAGCCGACGGGCGACCUGACCGCCGAGGACUACGAGAGGGGCGCCAAGGAGGCGCAGGCGAAGCUCCAGGCUAUCACCGAUGUCUGGAAGGACUGGGAGAAGAAGGUCUGGAACGACUGGAAGUCCAUCGGGUGCAACUCGGAGUGA
Messenger RNA from Prorocentrum cordatum, 975 nucleotides. Lineage: Eukaryota; Dinophyceae; Prorocentrales; Prorocentraceae. The record is from the annotation of a GenBank genome assembly.